UUAGGGCCCAAAGAACCAGAGGCUACUCUGCUUUGGGCCUGUGCAUCAAUAAAACUGCUCUUCAUUAUUUCUGAAUGCCAUUUGGGUCUCUCCAUCGAAAUUCCCAACAACAUUUGGUGUGAUCGGCCAGGAAAAACCCGUUCAUGUAGGCUGGAUUGGCUAGCCUCUGAUGAGGAACUGAGAGCUGGGAGCUCCAGGUGGGGCCCACCCCUGAUUAGAGGUGGAGCCACCUGCACCUUGUGAGCAGGACUAUCUCUGGGGGCAGCAAUCCUGGGGACCGUAGCUACUCAACCCACCAGGUUCUGUUUGGAAUUUGGAAAAGUGGCCUCCUGGAAGAUACCUGUAAGCACCUCCCUGGUUGUGUUCCUGUCUGCCAUGACUUGGACCAUAAAGUGGAAUCCCUGGCCUGCUCCCUACAAACACUCUACUCUACCUUUAUACCACAUAUACCUCAUCCUUGAACUUCUUGUAUUCUUCAAUCAGAAACAUUCACAGUAUGUGGCCCUCAGGCCCAGCUCACCCUGGCCUGGGUCGGGGAAGAUGUCCCACUCUCCUGUCAUCUCUCCCCUAAAAUGGAUGCUCGAGGAAUGACUGUGAAGUGGGUCAGAGGCCCACUGGUUGUGCACCUGUACCGCAUGGGGCAGGAGGUAGAGGAAGUCCAGGCCCCUGCAUUCCAAGGGAGGACAACGCUGCUGAGAGAGGACAUGGCUGAGGGGAAGGUGACCCUGAGAAUCCACCAGGUCCAGCUCUCUGACACUGGGUGGUACACGUGCUAUUUCCAGGCAGGCCCCUUGUACAAUGAAACCAGCUUUCACCUUCACGUAGCAGAGAAUCGCCCCACAUCUCAGAAGAGAGUUAAAAUCAUUGUUCCUGUAUCCUUGGUGGUCUUCAUUGGUGUCUUACUGGUCUUAGGGAUUUGUUUCUUCUACCAAAGAAAUCUACAGAGACACAGAGGAGUCUCAAAGUGGCCAAUCCCAGGAGGAAGACAGAGAAACAAAAGUGACCAGCAGGGAGCCAUAUACCUCUCCCAAGGACCUCCAACUUCUCCAAGAGCUGCCAACCAUUUCUCCUUUAGAGAAAUAGGAAGGGGAAGGUGGGCCAGCAUUACUACAGAGCUUAUUAAAAGCCCCUACUUUUGUUCCCCUUUCUCUCCCUGGGACUUCUAGCAAUUGUGGAAGGAUUGUCUUUCUCUCCCCUCCCUAAACCCAGCAUUAAAGAUAAUGGGAUGCAAAAACACAGGAUCUUAGUAGGGCUUUGGUUUUUGAUAACUAGCCACCAGGGAAUGUAUUCCUGCAACCGUUCUUAGUGUGACCAAUUUAAAAUUUUAGAUUGUAAACAAAAAUUAGCUCCAGUAAAAAGUCAUUCCCUAUUAAACCUGUAAGUUAGAAAAUACAGUAGACGUGGUUACAUAGUUACUGGCAUGUAACAGCUUCACUCUCAGCCCUAAAUUCUGUGUAACUAGAAUGUUUGGUUUUAAUUUUAUUUGGAGUUUGAUUCUGUAGAGCAAUGUUAAGGUAGAGCAGAUAGAAGUCAGAAAUCUUAAUGCCCUGCUGAAGCGGACUGAUUUCCCCCAAAGCUAGAAGACUACUGAUGUUUCCUUGGGGAAAGUAAUGGUUUGAAUUCUUGGUUCUUCUUCUGACAUUGAACCUGGAACCUUAACAAGGACUUGGCUCUUUUAUUGGUGCUGUGGUCCUUCAUCUUCUACCUGCUGAAAGUGCUAAUUAUUAGGGAUCAUAAGCUCCCAGGAGAUUAUAUGAAGACCCAUACCCCCCCAAACCUCUCCUUUCCUAGUGUUUUUCCUAGAGGACCAAUCACAUUAUGGUGAUUUUGAUCUAAGUUAAAACAUCCCAUAACCAAAUCAAGAGCCAGUGUGGCCUGUAAGAAAGAAGGUGGAAUGUGGAAUCAGAAGACCUGAGUUCAAAUCCUACCUGGAUUCCCCCAGGCAAAUCAGGUUUCUGUUUUGUGGUAAAAUAAUGGGAUUUAGCAGAUACUCAAAGGCCUACCUGGAGAUUAAUCUAAACUGAUUGAAUUAAGUAAGAGUGAUUGACUGCUGAUUAGCCUAUUUCAA
Messenger RNA from Dromiciops gliroides (monito del monte), 2068 nucleotides. Its product is annotated as myelin-oligodendrocyte glycoprotein-like. The transcript has 5 exons. Gene Ontology annotation, molecular function: signaling receptor binding. The coding region runs from base 573 to 1166 and encodes 197 amino acids. Gene Ontology annotation, biological process: T cell receptor signaling pathway; regulation of cytokine production. Gene Ontology annotation, cellular component: external side of plasma membrane. Lineage: Eukaryota; Metazoa; Chordata; Mammalia; Microbiotheria; Microbiotheriidae. The record is from RefSeq and is a predicted model, not a curated record.